AUGAAUACAAUCUAUACUACUUUUCGGAUAACUACUAAUGAUGGUCUUUUAAACGAUCCAGACGACUAUUAUGUGUUUGGUACAAUAUUGAAUAAAUCAUUAUAUUUAUCAUCUAAAAUAAGAGAUGAUGAUGAUGAUGAUGAUGAUGAUGAUGAUGAUGAUGAUGAUGAUGAUGAUGAUGAUGAUGAUGAUGAUGAUGAUGAUGAUGAUGAUGAUGAUGAUGAUGAUGAUGAUGAUGAUGAUGAUGAUGAUGAUGAUGAUGAUGAUGAUGAUGAUGAUGAUAUUUCUAUCAAUUCUAAGUCUUCUAAAAAUAAGUCAUUCUAUCGUUGA
Messenger RNA from Schistosoma rodhaini, 330 nucleotides. NCBI's taxonomy places the organism in Eukaryota, Metazoa, Platyhelminthes, Trematoda, Strigeidida, Schistosomatidae. The record is from the annotation of a GenBank genome assembly.